This is a messenger RNA of Sparassis crispa, 1422 nucleotides long. RefSeq lists its product with no specific name. Bases 1 to 1422 code for a protein of 473 amino acids. The record is from RefSeq and is a predicted model, not a curated record. Lineage: Eukaryota; Fungi; Basidiomycota; Agaricomycetes; Polyporales; Sparassidaceae. The transcript is spliced from 2 exons.
AUGGUCUUUGGUUUCUUGAAGAAAGCGGGCUUUGUGAGGCCCGAGACGAUCCCGCUGCCGCGUUCUGCGUCGAGCCAGCGCGACGGGCCAGUCCAACUGCGCACGCCUUCUCCCUCGGCAGACUCUGCGCACGGCCCGCCGCUCUCUCGCUCGCCCUCUGCUCGCGUCUCUCGCGACGACUCUCGUCAGUUCUCCCCCGUCCGGCCCGCGCGCACCGCUGAAGCCAUGCCCCCACCCGCACCCCCACCCGCGCCAGAGCCAGAGCCCACCGCAGAGUCCCUCUCAGCCCUCAUCGCGUCAAUCCCCGCCAAGACCCUGCACGCCUACGUCCUCGCCCGCCUCCCCGCCGCCCCCGGCCCCGCACUCCCCGUCCUCCACGCCUUCUUCGCCCACCUCGCCCCGCCCCCGCGCCUCCACUGCGUCCGCUGCCACAAGGACUACGUCGACGUCGAAAACGACGACCGCAGCUGCCUCGUCGCCCACGACGACGAGAGCGCCGAGGUCGAGCGCGUCGGCCGCACCGCCAACCGCGACCGCAGGCCCGCAGGCGACCCCGGCUCCACCUACGAGACCCUCUGGGGCUGCUGCGGCAAGACCGUCGAGGGCGACGGCGACCAGGGCCCCCCCGACGGCUGGUGCUACGAGGGGAAACACACGACAGACGCGAAGCGCGCCCGUUUCCGCGCGGACUCUACGCCGUAUAACGACAAGCUCGUUUCGUGCCUCCGCCUCCACUGCCAUGGCAUCCGCAACCAGCUGCCCCGCACGUCGGCGCGUAAACGCGCGAGGAACCCGAACCUGGUGGAGCCCGACUCGGACGAAGACGCGAGCGAGGGCGAGGCGGACAGCGGCGUUGAAGAGAUCGUGGGCAAGGGCAAGAGCAAGAUUAAAGAAAAGAAAAAGGACUCGAAGCCGGAGCAGCAGCAGCCGCCGGUCGUAGACAUGGUCCAGGUCGACGAGGAAAGCGCCAGUCAGGCGGGGAGCGUCCGCAAGGUCAAUCGCAGCAAGGCAAAGACCACGUCUGCCUCUGCACCGCCGGCUAAACGCCGCGGAAGACCGCCCAAGGCCAAGGCUGGCUCCCAGGACACGGACGUCGCCGAGACCGACGACGCGGUGUCAGCCCCCCCGACGAAGCGGCGGGGCCGCCAGCCGAAGAGCAAAGAGUACAUUGAGGACUCUGACGCCGAGCUCGGAGACGCGAACCAGCCCGAGUCCAUCUCGCGCGCUGGGCCGCGGACGCGCUCCAUCAGUCGCACCCGCGUCUCUGGGUCUACGAAGAAUCCCGUGAAGGUGGCGGCGGAGAGCGGGCUGCGUGGCGCGAAGGCUAAUUCGCGAGUGCGGAAGACGAAGGCGGUGGAGGUCGAUGCGGACGGGCUGGCGGAGGACGACCAGCCGAAGAAGAAGCGCAAGGUCGCUUCGUGA